AAAUAUUAUUAGAGAAAAAAAUGGUGAAUGAUUGAUCCACUAAAGCUUCAUGCUUUAAACCUAUACAUGACUCUCCUUCCCUCUCUCUUUCCUCAUAAAAGCUCCCUCUAAUUUGGUCAAUAAAUCUAGGGUUUUUAUAGCUUUGCUGGUGAUCUCUUCUGGGUGUAGUCUUAUUGGGAGAUAAAUUUUGAAAAAAAGAUUUGAUUUGUUUCCUUUUGUUUUUCAUUUUUGGGUGAUUUUAAAACUUUGGGGUUUUGAAGCCAAUGCCAUUUUUUUAGAAUUGGGGAUUCAAAAGUAUUCAAAGAAGACUGACUUUCAAUGUCUUGGGCUGGCCCUGAUGAUAUAUUUCUCUCCACUUCUCUUGCCACCUACCUUGACAAGAAACUCAUUGUUUUGCUGAGAGAUGGCCGGAAGCUCCUGGGAUUGCUACGUUCUUUUGAUCAAUUUGCUAAUGUUGUUCUAGAAGGAGCUUGUGAGCGAGUUAUUGUUGGCAAUUUGUACUGUGAUAUCCCCUUAGGUCUCUAUGUAAUCCGUGGGGAGAAUGUUGUCUUAAUAGGAGAGAUGGACUCGGAAAAGGAGGAGCUUCCACCACAUAUGACUGCAGUGUCGGCUGCCGAGAUAAAAAGGGCUCAGAAAGCAGAAAGGGAAGCAACAGAUCUGAAGGGCUCUAUGAGAAAAAGAAUGGAGUUCCUUGAUUUCGAUUAAUAGAUCCACCUGUUUGUUGGAGUUUCAUGCUACGUUCGCAAAUAUUAGUGCAAUUAUGACCCAAAAUUUGAGACGAGGGUGGGAUAGCAUGAAAAAUUCUCACAUUAUCUCUGUUAUUGGAGGAAGAAGCCAAAAAAAGGGAGUAGAAGUUCUCGAGCAUUCUGAAGACCUUAAUAUAUCUGCUAAAAGCUCGGGGCGAGGAAGUUCAUUUUAUGUGUCUUAAGAGGCAAGUAAGAUAGUUUCCUCUAUGUGCACUAUGAGUUUUAGGGUUUUAGAAAUUUCUGCUUAUACCCGAUGUUGACUUUACGCCCCUUAUUUUCUCUCUACUUCCUUUCUAGGUUCUUACAUUUCAUUUGAGUAGAAAACUGUUCAAAAUUGCUGUGGCUUGUUGCUUUCGUGCC
This is a messenger RNA of Hibiscus syriacus, 1106 nucleotides long. Its product is annotated as sm-like protein LSM1B. Gene Ontology annotation, biological process: deadenylation-dependent decapping of nuclear-transcribed mRNA. The transcript has 5 exons. Gene Ontology annotation, molecular function: RNA cap binding. The record is from RefSeq and is a predicted model, not a curated record. Gene Ontology annotation, cellular component: P-body; Lsm1-7-Pat1 complex. The coding region runs from base 319 to 705 and encodes 128 amino acids. Lineage: Eukaryota; Viridiplantae; Streptophyta; Magnoliopsida; Malvales; Malvaceae.